Molecule: messenger RNA, 2605 nt
Organism: Phyllopteryx taeniolatus (common seadragon)
Lineage: Eukaryota; Metazoa; Chordata; Actinopteri; Syngnathiformes; Syngnathidae
Gene: rabep2
Product: rabaptin, RAB GTPase binding effector protein 2
Exons: 12
Coding region: 219-1613 (464 amino acids)
Biological process (GO): endocytosis
Cellular component (GO): intracellular membrane-bounded organelle
Molecular function (GO): growth factor activity; GTPase activator activity
Source: RefSeq, a predicted model, not a curated record
AAGCAGCAAGUUCCACCCAGUGAGAGCGGGCUAGGUGGACACAGGAAGGAGGUUGAGGCGUUUUCCGCAGGCUGAGACCGGGGAAAGUUGUUUCCUGAAGUUGACGUACUCGUGAUCAUUUCCACACCAAAAUACUUGGUGUUUGUUAAAAUGCCUUGCGCAAGUUCAUCGUCCCGUUGGUUGUGUUUGUGACACUUCUUUUUCUUCUUCUUCUUCUGAUGGAGUUGUCUGACAAAAGGAUGAGCUCAAAGAGAGAAGACACAGAAGCCAUCCUUCAGGCCCAACUGGCAGAGUAUGAAGCUCAGGUUGAACACUGGCAGGGUGUGGCGACCAUCUGUGAACUGAGCAAACGGGAAGAACUGGCAGAGCUGCAAAAACAAUGUGAUCAAGAGAUCCAGUCCCUUCAGGAGGCUCUCAGGGAGACGGCAGCCCAGUAUGAGGGCAGGAUAGCCGUGCUACUCGAGGGGAGGAGAGCUAGUGGUGGCCAGAAUCAGGGGAGUGGAAAGAAGGGCAAAAUGGAUGCAGAAGUGACCAGCAAUGACUCCCAGACAUCACCAGACAGGUUAAACUGCCAACCAACAGAGUCUGAAGUUAUACCAGAGGGAGCUGCACCACCCAUUAAUACCGAAGGAUAUUUUUCACUGCGGAACUGCGACUCGGCCUCGUUGUCCUCCUUCACCAUAGACACACCCUCUCUACCUAGGAAGCUCCACACUCAGGAAGACACAGACUCUCUGGUCUCAACAGGAACUCUGGUGCCGGAAGCCAUCUACCUGCCGCCAGCUGGCCACCGGCUUGUCACCCAUAGUGACUGGGAUGCAAUCAAUGCUCAGGUGUCAGAGUUGAGAGGGGAGGUGAGUCGACUUGUGGAAGCGAAGGAGGAACUAGAGAAAGAACUGGACACACAGACCAACCACACACACAAACAGGUAUCAGUGCUACAGUCUCAGGUCCAGUCUUCAGAGGCCCUUCUUCAGGAAUUACAGAAAUCUCUCAGCCAGUCACAAACUGCAGUCCAGAGUCGAUUGUCAGAGCUGUCCGUGUCCCAGAGAAAGGUGUGCAGUGAGCUGUCCAGGCUGAAAGGAGAGACGGUUGAAGAUGAGGGAACAGGCUCCACCUCAUCACUUGCAGAAUCACUGCAGCAAGCAGCGCACUGUGAGGAGCGCCUCCGUAUUGAAAUUGUCAACCUGAGGGACCAGCUUGAAAUCCGGGCAGAGGAGAACGAAAUUCUAGAAGUACAAUUUUCCAGUUUAAAAACAGAGACAGAAAGGAUCCAGGCCCAAAAAGACCAGUUCCAGGCCGAUCUCUUGGCCUGCAGCACUGAACUCGAGGCCCUGCGGGUGGCACUCUCUCAUGUUCAGGGCAACAACAAAGUCCUCAAUGCUGAUAAUGUGGCCUUACAUCAGCAGUGUCUGGAGCUGCGCAGCCAAGUGAUCAGCAUGCGCUCUCAGGUCGACACCAGCCAGACUGUCCAGAGAGACUUUGUCCAGCUUUCUCAGUCACUGCAAGUAAAACUGGAGUUAAUACGGCAGGCGGAAUCUCUUGAACAAGUCAGGGAGAUUCUGGAGGAGGGAAUCAGUGAAGCGGAUUCCUCGCCUGCAGAUGCCUCCUGAGUCUGAUACUGCAGGCAUAAAGCACUGACCAAGCCAAAAGAAGGACCAAUGAAGCUCAAGUAAUAACAGCAAUGUAGAACAAGCUCUGUUUUAACGUGACCAAGAAAAUGGCAGCUGCUGUUGUUCGCACAUGUAAUUUACUGACCACAGUGAAAGCGCAGUCUCACACUAAACCAUGUUCUCACAAGAGUGGGAAGCUGUUAGGUGUUUAAGGCAUUAUAUUUUACAUUACUAAGUCACUGUAAUGAAUGUUAACCCAAACAAUAAUUCAUCCUCUAAAAAUAUCUCAAAAGGGUUUUGACACUAAAGAUUCAGAGAAGUUAGUGCCAUUUCUCCACCUUACACUGUGACCAAUGAACCCUGAGGUGGUGAGCUUCCAGGCAGCUCAGCAGUGCGAGAAAGCUAAAGUAUGUUCGAUGUCAAAACAAGCAGGAACUCUGUAAUUGGUGUCUAACUUUCAGACAUUACUAACUCAUUAUUUAAAGAGCAAAAGUCUAUAUUUUGACUAUUUUAAAUCUACUACACCACUAGAUAUCCACGCCCAAUGAUACUAUUCCAUUGAUUUGUGAAAUGGAUAAGGCAAUUUUAUUAAAUUGCAUAUAAGUUAACAAGGGUUAAAAAAAUGUGCACCCUGUUGUCGUAUGUAAACAUUUUGCAACCAUCUGUACAACUUCUUUUGAAACAGGACACAAUGCAAUAACGGUUCAAGUUUUUUGCAGUAACUGUAAGUCAUGCGUUUUCCUAAAAUUUGCUAAUUUGUGUCGUAGCCUAGCAUUGUUAAUUUCUCUCCCUUUAACCAUGACUUGAUUUCCAGCAAAUGAUUGUCAUAGCUCACACGCUUUUAAAUAUUUAACAUUUUUUGUUUCUUUUUUGUCAAAAAACACUAUUUGAAGACUAUUUAUCUAUCUUCAAAUGCCAGUUUCAACAUUGCAUUGAAGUAUAAUACAUAAUGAAUACAUUGAUCAGCAAUAAACUUUAUUCAUAAACUUGAA